UAUAAUACGCUUCCGCCCCGAAGCUGAGCGAUUGCGCCGCGUGUCACCUCGAGUCGAAGUUCAUCGGAGAAGGACUGCGACGCCGCCGUCCACGGCAGAGUGAAGGGGAGAGAACCGACGACGAGAUGGGCCGCGUUCGGACGAAGACGGUGAAGAAGUCAUCGCGCCAGGUAAUCGAGCGGUACUACUCGCGGAUGACCCUCGACUUCCACACCAACAAGAAGAUCAUGGAGGAGGUCGCCAUUAUCCCCUCGAAGCGUCUCCGCAACAAGAUCGUUGGGUUCUCUACCCACCUCAUGCGCCGGAUCCAGCGGGGUCCUGUCCGCGGCAUCUCCCUUAAGCUGCAGGAGGAGGAGCGCGAGCGCCGCAUGGACUUCGUUCCCGACGAGUCCGCCAUAAAGGUCGACCAAAUCGUGGUCGACAAGGAGACAAUUGAUAUGCUUGCUUCACUCGGCAUGGCUGAACUCCCCGGAGUUGAGAAGCAGCCUGAUGCGCCUGCCGCCCAGGCAUACCCGACCCGCAGUGGAUAUGGAGGCCGUAGGAACUAGGAUGGUAGCGUGUUUUAUGUGUUGGAUUAAUUGCUGACCGAGGUGUUCGCUUCGAUCAACAUUGAUAUUCCACAUUACUCCUUAACUAUAGAUUUUGUUCGAAUGUCUGUGUAUUUCCUUUUAUAUUCUGCAGUACUUCUUUUCUCUAGAUUAUAUUCGACGGAAUGAUCUUGUCUAUGGUAUCUUUUGUUGGUUGUUUAAUCGAUAUCAGAUGUCAAAUCA
Zingiber officinale is the source of this 770-nucleotide messenger RNA. Its product is annotated as 40S ribosomal protein S17-like. Lineage: Eukaryota; Viridiplantae; Streptophyta; Magnoliopsida; Zingiberales; Zingiberaceae. The record is from RefSeq and is a predicted model, not a curated record. Gene Ontology annotation, cellular component: ribosome. Gene Ontology annotation, molecular function: structural constituent of ribosome. The transcript has a single exon. The coding region runs from base 126 to 548 and encodes 140 amino acids. Gene Ontology annotation, biological process: translation.